Molecule: messenger RNA, 1325 nt
Organism: Malania oleifera
Lineage: Eukaryota; Viridiplantae; Streptophyta; Magnoliopsida; Santalales; Ximeniaceae
Product: probable carboxylesterase 12
Exons: 1
Coding region: 198-1133 (311 amino acids)
Molecular function (GO): hydrolase activity
Source: RefSeq, a predicted model, not a curated record
CGCUUUUCAACCAUCAUAAUUUCAAUUUUUACCAAACAGCAGUCCCUCAAAAUAUUAACGGUCCAAAUGCAUCCACGUAAAGUCGUAAACCAACUUUGUUUUUAUAUUACAAAAUUCCCAUAAAGCUGUAACGCUGUGACGGAGCAUAAGUCAAAAACACAGCACCUUUCUUCUUCUUCCUACUGCUGCCUUAGCACAUGGCUUCGCCCGCAAGCUCCGACGUCGUCCUCGACGUCCCUCCCUUUCUCCGAAUGUACAAAGACGGCCGCGUCGAACGCUUCAUGGGCACCGCCACCGUCCCUCCGUCGCCUCUCGAUCCCAAAACCAACGUCCAAUCCAAAGACGUCGUCGUUUCAUCCCAAAUUCCUUUAUCCGCCAGGCUCUACCUCCCCCAGAAUCCGAUUCCUCACAAACUCCCUCUCCUGAUUUACUUCCACGGCGGCGGUUUCUGCAUCGAAUCCGCCUCCUCCCCCAUCUACCAGAACCACCUCAACGCCCUCGCCGCCAAAUCCAACGCCGUCGUCCUCUCCGUCGACUACAGGUUGGCCCCGGAACACCCGCUACCCUGCGCCUACGACGACGCGUGGGCCUCUCUCCAGUGGGUCGCUUCUCACGCCAAUCGCGCCGGGCCGGAGCCGUGGCUCAACGAUUACGCUGAUUUUGGGCGCGUGUUCCUCGCCGGCGACAGCGCCGGAGCCAACAUUGCCCACCGGAUAGCCGUCCGGGUCGGGUGCGAGAAACUCGACGGAAUUAAGAUCCAUGGGAUUGUUUUGGCUCAUCCGUAUUUUCUGGGGACGGGGCCGCCGCGGGAGGAUGGGAGGGGAGCUGUAGCGGAAAAUCUGUGGCGGUUCGUUUGUCCGGGGACGAGCGGGAGCGAUGACCCGUGGAUAAAUCCGGCGAGGGAUGAGGAAGUGAAGAAGAUGGCGGGGGAGAAGGUGUUGGUGUGUGUGGCGGAGAAGGAUUUUCUGAGCGAGAUUGGCAGGCAGUACGCGGAGGUGGUGAGGAGGAGCGGGUGGGGAGGGCGGGUGGAGGUGUCGGAGGCGGAGGGAGAGGACCAUGUGUUUCAUCUGCUGAACCCCGAGUGCGAGAAGGCGGCGGUGAUGAUGAAUCUACUGGAUUCGUUCAUGAAUUAGGAGUGGAUUUGCAGUUCUUCUUCUUCUUCUUCUUCUUUUUUUUUUUGGGGAUUUGCAGUUCUUGAUCAAUGGAGAUCUGCAACUGUGUUUUCUGAAAUUUGUCACUGUGUGUUUGCUAAAUGGGGUCCCGCCAGGGGCCAAUUAUCAUAUCAACUAUCUUUAUGUUGAAUUGGAAUUCAAGACUUUUUCUUU